AUGCGCUGCUCUGGUGCCCUCGCAGGAGCAGCCGUCGCCGUCGCCGCGAGCGCGCUCACCGUCUGCGCCGCGCCGCUGUCGACCUCGUCGGGCGCCGCGCUCUCGGACAACCUCGUCGACCUCAUCAAGCAGCGGCUCAGCGAGUCGGCGACCGACACCUGGACGAGCGGGACCCACAUGGAGGCCCUCCUCGAGCUCGACUACCCCGACCUGAGCGUGUUCGCCUCGGCGAGUUACCCUCCCUCGACUCUCGGGUCCUCGCCGCCGUCCGAGGUCGACUCGAUCGUCGCGUCCUGGGCGUCCAAGCGUUCGAGCUGGACCAAGGAGCUCGCGUGGGACAACGGCGGCGCGGCGGCGGACCCGGCGGCGCUCGGCGUCGGCUGGCUCGUCGCGGCGGCGUUCGUCGACGAGUCGACGCAGGCGGCGUACCAGUCGUACGCCGAGCAGGAGGUCAACUACCUCCUCAACUCGGUGCCGCGCUUCAGCGACGGCGCCAUCUCGCACCGACCGCCGGGCGAGGCGGCGUCGGCCUGGGCCGACUUUUGCUCCAUGGUCCCUCCUUUCCUCGCCUACUACGGCGUCGCGACGUCGGACCGCUCCAUGGUCGAGCAGGCCUACACGCAGCUCAAGCUGUACCGCUCGCACCUCCAGUCGUCGACGAGCGGCUCGUGGCGGCACGUCGUCGGCGGCGACUCGUUCACCGACGCCGGCCUGUGGAACACGGGCAACGGCUGGGCCGCUCACGGCAUCGUGCGCGUCCUCGCGACGAUGCAGAACAGCGAGUGGAACGCGACGUUCGCCAACGAGAAGGCCGACCUCGCGUCUUGGGCGACCGAGAUCCUCACGAGCGCGUUCUCGCACAUCAAGUCGGACGGCCUCCUCCCCAACUACUACGACUCGGCUUCGGGCUCGUCCUUUUCCGACGCGGCCGGCUCUGCCCUCCUCGCCGCCGCGGCGUACCGACUCGCGCAGCUUGGCGGCACGCGCAGCGCGUACCUCGUCGACUCGGCGGCGACGAUCCGCUCGGCCGUCAACCGCAAGAUCAGCUCGUCGACCGGCUGGGUCUCGCCCGUCGUCAACCCGCUGUCGUUCAAGGCACAGUCGGCGGCGAGCCCCGAGGGCGAGGUGUUUGUCCUCCUCCUCGAAGCCGCAUGGCGAGACUCCUCUGCCCUCGUCGCCCUCUCGUCCUAG
Molecule: messenger RNA, 1191 nt
Organism: Rhodotorula graminis WP1
Lineage: Eukaryota; Fungi; Basidiomycota; Microbotryomycetes; Sporidiobolales; Sporidiobolaceae
Exons: 4
Coding region: 1-1191 (396 amino acids)
Biological process (GO): carbohydrate metabolic process
Source: RefSeq, a predicted model, not a curated record